AUGUCAUUGAGCAAUUGUGACAACGACGAAGCGAAAGGAAGUAUGAGACCUAUCCUCUUAUUGGAACAUGCUGACAAUGUUGACGGCUCCUCCGAAAGCCAGGAGAUCGCAACAAGGAUGAAGACGAGGUGGAGGAGAUUUCUAGGGCAGAUAUCUGUGCAAGCGCCUCUCAUGCAGACUCUCCAAAGGUUGGUAUCUCUUUUGAAACGAGCUGUGGAUCGACUAACACACAUUCAGGAUCUCCACAUGUCCAAAACUACCUUCCCUUUCCUCAAACUCCCAGCCGAAAUCCGCGUCAUGAUCUAUGGCAUAGUCCUCAAACCGUCUAAACUACGCGUCUAUAUCGAUGACUUCGAAGCUCUCUACAACGAUGUUAUGGAACUCGCAGCUGACCGCGUAUACCUACCUAUCAUCCGGGGACAAAGGACGGCUCGAAAUCUUCUUACGACCAAUAGACAGACCCGGAUCGAAAUGGCGGCGAGGCUAUUUCAACUCACUUGUUUGGACUUGACGACUGGCACCGUAUGCUUACAGACUACCCUCAGAGUCUUGCAUGUAAUUGGUCGCUUCGGCAGAGAUAACAUAAGGACAAUCUCUUUGCGCUGGAUCGAUUCUUCUUGGGCAAAUACGUCUUGGACAAAUACGAGGCGCUACAACGUAGAUACAGCUAAGGAGGUUGCUUGUCUACUCAAGAAUUGCCCGAAGCUGAAGACGCUUAAGACCAAAAUGCCAGCAUCGCAUUGGGGAGAACUGGAAAUUUCUGCUAAGCCGUUUGGGAUGCAUCAUGCGCUCGACGCGCUCCACUCCAUCGACCACGUCCCGGAAGCCCAUCUCCUAGGGGGGUGUUCACGACUGGUUAUUGGAGAGCAUGAAGCCGUCGGGAAGGAGUGGCUGGGCGGAAAAUUGAGGCUUCAAUUCGAGAGUGCAGCAUCGGAUGAUCGGGGAUCGAUUGCGAAAGUAAGGCUUUGA
Messenger RNA from Mytilinidion resinicola, 969 nucleotides. RefSeq lists its product as uncharacterized. Bases 1 to 969 code for a protein of 322 amino acids. The record is from RefSeq and is a predicted model, not a curated record. Lineage: Eukaryota; Fungi; Ascomycota; Dothideomycetes; Mytilinidiales; Mytilinidiaceae. The transcript has a single exon.